Messenger RNA from Paramecium tetraurelia, 936 nucleotides. RefSeq lists its product as uncharacterized. The record is from RefSeq and is a predicted model, not a curated record. NCBI's taxonomy places the organism in Eukaryota, Ciliophora, Oligohymenophorea, Peniculida, Parameciidae. The transcript has 2 exons.
AUGAAUAAGCCUAUUUAUAGAGAGUACUCUAACUUAAAAGGGGAUGACGGAGAUCCUAACAACACCAAGUUGGUCCAAAUCAAUGACGACAACAGUCAUACCUAUGUCGAAAAUUCUAUAAAACAAACGUUCAAUGAAUACAAUAAAUACUAGGAACCAAAUAUUUUCUCGCCCUCUAACAGUAAUUGCGAGAAAAAAGAGUUGAAAACUGAUACUUAGAGAGAACUCAAGGCUCCCAGACUUAUUAUCUAAAAUAUAACGGACUCCGACAAGCUCAUAGAAAUAACAACUACUGAUCAUGUUGAGAAGGAAGACCCUGUAAAGUCCUUGAAGGGCAUGUUGGGUUUGGAGACUGUGGAAUAUCAAAAAAAAAGAAUCAAAUUCAGAAAUCCGACUUAUGAGUUUAAGGUGAGACAAAAGAAGAUAUUAAAUUGGAAGUCAGAGGCGAUGAAUAGAUGGAAAAUCAAUCUCAUUAUAAUUUUGUUUGUGGUAAGACUGGAGAAGAACUUGAAUCACAAAAAUCAGAUAAAACAUUAGACUCAAACAACCAUAUAAGAAAGUGAGAAUCGAGUUAAAAAGAUUUGCAUCUCAGUAUUAAAAUUGAUGUUUGGAUUAUUUUUAGCAAUGUUAAUAAGUUUAAUGUUGUUGCCCUUUAUUUUAAUUUCAGAUUUAUUCUUAAGGAUUUACACUUACAAUAGUUUAUAUGUAAAAUAUGCAUGGUCAUAUGACAACAAAUGCUACAGGGUGAUUCUAUUGCUGCAAUUGUAUAUGUAUGCUUUAGCCAUCGUAAUAGCUGUAAUAACCAAUCUCUAUCAGAGUUUGAUAACAACUGUUGAAUUGAUAUACAACAUAGUAGGUACAAUCUAAAAUAAUAUAUCCAAUCUCAGUAGAUUAUUAUUUUCUACCAUCAACACAACAUUCUCUAAAUAAAAAUGA